Lobosporangium transversale is the source of this 468-nucleotide messenger RNA. RefSeq lists its product as hypothetical. The record is from RefSeq and is a predicted model, not a curated record. The coding region runs from base 1 to 468 and encodes 155 amino acids. NCBI's taxonomy places the organism in Eukaryota, Fungi, Mortierellomycota, Mortierellomycetes, Mortierellales, Mortierellaceae. The transcript has 2 exons.
AUGGAGUCUCAAUACAAAGGAUCUAGAGUGAUAUUUACAGGAACAGCCCAUGCCAAAUAUGAAUUGCAGAUUAUGGAAGACAGUGCUCGAGUAUCCUUAUUGUACUUUGUUGGCCCACUAUCCGAGACAGUGUUUUCAAAAUGGUUGGAGGUCCACCUGAACCAACCCGAUAUUGUCCAGGAUAUAAUGAGGAUUACAAACCGUGUGCCACGAGAGUUUAUGUUCUCAUCCGGUCAAUUGAGGAAAGACCACUCACAAGAAAUAGCAUUGAUUCUUCCUUGGCAACAACUCGCAGAGUGUGAUUUUGAAUGGGAUUUCCGUGACCUAGGGCUUAUCUAUCGUCUCAACAAGAACCGCGGAGCCAUAAACUAUGUCUUGUGCCUCCCAGCGCAGAAAGCACUCUUUCAGGCGUUUACAAAUAUGCCUCAUCAUGAGCAUAUCCUGAGGGGAGUUAUUUUGGAGAGAUGA